This is a messenger RNA of Parus major (Great Tit), 3156 nucleotides long. It is a transcript of the gene NUDT12, whose product is annotated as nudix hydrolase 12. Lineage: Eukaryota; Metazoa; Chordata; Aves; Passeriformes; Paridae. Gene Ontology annotation, biological process: NAD+ catabolic process; NADP+ catabolic process. Gene Ontology annotation, molecular function: metal ion binding; protein binding; NADH pyrophosphatase activity. The record is from RefSeq and is a predicted model, not a curated record. Bases 277 to 1665 code for a protein of 462 amino acids. Gene Ontology annotation, cellular component: cytosol. The transcript has 7 exons.
GUGUCCCGCUGCUGAGGCCGGGUCGCGGCCCUGGGGAAGGGAGUGGAGCGGGCCCUGAGACUGUCGCUGUGUUGCGCAGCGGUCCUGGCAGCAUUGUGUGUGUGUCUAUGUCUGUGUCUAUGUCUGUGUCUAUGUCUGUGUCUGUGUCUGUGUCUGUGUGCGUUUGGUUACGAAACCACGGCGUGUUUUUUUCACACUCAGAAUUUACAUUUCCACAGUGAAAUCUUCUGGUCCUUAAGCCUCUUUGAAACUGGUUUUGACUGCUAAGUUGGCACAAUGAGUGACUUUGAGAAGACCCUGCACCAGGACAUGGUUUCUCAGCUGCAUGACUUCGCUGCUGCUGGAGACACAGCCAGGCUGAAGGCACUGCUCAAGUGCUCCCCGUCACUGCUCAAUGCGUCCUCAGGGAACGGCUGGACAGCCCUCAUGUACGGUGCUAGAAAUGGACACCUUGAGGUUGUGCAGGUUCUUCUUCAAGAAGGGUGUGACCGAUCCAUCAUUAAUAAAUCAAGGCAGACAGCUCUGGACAUUGCUGAAUUUUGGGGAUACAAACACAUAGCUAAUUUGUUGGCUAAUGUGAAAGGUGGUCAGAAACCUAGUUUUUUGUCAAAUUAUGUGAAAGAAUAUGAAAAUUAUUUUGGCAUGACGCUUCUGGACAGAAGGAGUAAUAAAAGAACAGAUUCCAAGUGGCUAAGUGAAAAACAAAGCCAUCCAGCUACAGUAUACAUCCUCUUCUCAGAUCUAAGUCCCUUGGUUACUUUGGGUGGGGGAAGAGAGAGCUCACAGCAACCAGAAGUAAAGCUUUGCAGGCUGCACCACAAGGAUGUGGAAGAGUGCAUGAACCAAACAGAAGAAUAUACCUUGGUUUUUCUUGGAGUUGAACUUCAGUGUGAUGUGGACCUGAUGGCUGCUUGCAGUGGAAGAGUUCUGCAAGAAGAAGAUGGGUUAGUUGCUUGGUUUGCUCUUAGCAUAACUUCUGCUUCUGCUGAAAAAUUUAAACAGAAGCAUGAGGACUGUUACUUUCUUCAUCCGCCAAUGCCAGCAUUACUGCAGUUACCUGAAAAAGAAGCUGGAGUAAUAGCCCAGGCAAGAUCUGUUCUAGCAUGGCACAGCCGCUACCGAUUCUGCCCAACAUGUGGGAGUGCAACCAAGAUUGAAGAAGGGGGUUACAAGAAAACUUGCUUAAAAGAAGAUUGUCCCAGUCUCCAAGGAGUUCACAACACAUCAUAUCCAAGAGUUGAUCCAGUUGUGAUAAUGCAAGUCAUCCAUCCAGAUGGGAACCACUGUCUUUUAGGUAGGCAGAAGAGGUUUCCCCCAGGAAUGUUUUCCUGCCUUGCUGGAUUUGUAGAACCUGGCGAAACCAUAGGAGAUGCUGUUAGAAGAGAAGUAGAGGAGGAGACUGGAGUCAAAGUUUCCCAUGUUCAGUACGUCUCUUGUCAGCCAUGGCCAAUGCCCUCCUCCCUAAUGAUUGGCUGCUUAGCUGUUGCAGUGUCUACAGAAAUUGAAGUUGACAAGAAUGAAAUAGAGGAUGCCCGCUGGUUCACUAGAGAACAGGUUGUGGAAGUUCUCAUUAAAGGAAACCAGCAUUCUUUCUUUGUACCACCAAGUCGAGCUAUUGCACACCAGUUGAUAAAACACUGGAUUGGAAUGAAUGCUAAUCUUUAAUUCAAAUACUUGAUUUUUAAGUUACUUCUUCUAUUAUGAAUUAUGAAUAAUUAUAAAUAAAUUAGAACUGCUUGUCUAGUAAAUAUGUAACCAAGUAAUUUUCUAAGCCUUUACACUGGUUCCAGAGCUAAACUAUGCAAAUCUUUGUAUGUGUUUUCAGACCUAAAUUAGAUUUGGACAAAACCAAAUAAUUAUCCCAAGCAAGCAAGCAACAACUAAGUAGAACUGGUACCUUGCUAAGUGCAGGCUAUGGUUUUUGUUCUAGAAUGAAAUGAUUAUGCCUUUUGCUGCUAUACUUUUUAUGUUCGCCUUGGUUUUCCCCCACUGGAAGGAGUCAUAGAAUUACAAAGAGGGCUGUCUGACCUUGACUGCUGUUUGAAUUCUCGCAUCCUCCUAUUUGGCCUUAAUUAUAACUUUCUAAUUUUUGCCUAUCUCCAUUCUUUAAUUUUGACAUGUCACAAAAAUCUGCAUUCAGUGCUAAAAUCCUUACCUGCUAUGGUUAUUUUAAAGUUAAUAGCAUACGUAAUAGUGAAUAUAUGUUACUUCGUAUCUUUUACAUUAACAACCUAAUUUGUAUUAAUGGGCUAGGCAGGGCAUUUACUUGUCCAUUCUGACUUGGCCUGCACUUCCCUAGUUGUAUGUCAGCCUAAAUUUAAAGGUAUAACACAAUGCUUUGUUUUUGAAAAAGGUAUUGGAGAACCAUUCCCAAAAGCCUAAGUGUUACUGUUUUUAUAAGAUUAUGAUUUACUUAUUGAUGCUAGGCAGUGAGUCAUUUCAUUCUCUGAUAACUAGAAAUGAAAUUAUUGAGUAAUGGAUAAGGAAGAACAAGACAUCUCAAAAUAUGCACAAAAUUAUUUAGAGAAAUAGAGAUGCUAAAAUUGUUACUGCUAUUAAGAAUCUUAUAGUUGAAAGAAGUAUAUUAACUGCAGCUAUAAGACUGGGAUAGCAAUAAGGUAUUUUAAAUAUUUAUGUGUUUUAAUACCACAGUUCAGAUUUGUGCCUUAAUUUAUCAAGUUAUUUAAGAUAAUGGUGAUAUUCUAAAAAGAAAAGUAUACUAGUUUAUUAUUAAUUUCAUUAUGUAAUGGUUCGUAGUCUGUCAUUCUGCAGUCAUUGCAAUGAAAUCAAAAGAAAUGCAAAUGACCUGAGGAAAAUGCAAUUAUAGUGGCAAAUAUAAACUUAAUAUUAUGUGUUUAUUUGAAGCAACUUAAAUUGUUUUGAACAGUGAAUGAUGUAAUAUUUUUUCCAAAAUUCUCAGCAACCUGGAAUCCGUAAAACUGUUGUACAAAACCUGAUUGUUCUUUUCUUUUUCCCCAUCCAUGUCACAUUGUGCUCAGCAGUUUUCAUGUUUAUUUGAUAGGGCAGUACCUAAGAAACUUUCAAGCAAGAAGCAUUCCUGACAGACUUGGAGUAUUUGACAUAUUAUGUUGCUUCAUUCUCUCCCUUGUUUCAGCCAUUCCUACAAAUAAAGACAAUCAGGUUAUCUCUUGAGUA